CGCUCCGCGCUCAGUUACGAUGGUUCGAGUAACGCAGUUGGUUCUGUUGGCUUUGGCUAUCGUCGUUGCUUCUGGGGAAAAUGACCUGGACUUCAGUGUUCAGCUGGUCUACGACGCCGUCGACAGCGGCUUGGACAAACCGCAAAUGAACCGGCUUGUGCUUUCUCUUCUGAGGAUGUUGAACGUCGAUUCCAAGGACACAGCCGUUAUUGACGACUGCUACGCCAAGGGCAACAAAGAUAUACACACGAUGCGAGCCUGCUUUACCGAUACGACGGGAAUCUCGGUGAACGGCGUCUGCAACAAGGAAGGGAUCGAGAAGUACAUCACCAGUCGCAUCGGUCACGUUUCCGAAUUUUUUCAUGAGCUUAUCACAGACCUUGUCGGUUGCAGCUGCUUCAAGAAGGCAAGUGUGAUGCCAGUUGUUUUUGUUGUAGCUUGA
Rhipicephalus microplus (southern cattle tick) is the source of this 442-nucleotide messenger RNA. RefSeq lists its product as uncharacterized. The record is from RefSeq and is a predicted model, not a curated record. NCBI's taxonomy places the organism in Eukaryota, Metazoa, Arthropoda, Arachnida, Ixodida, Ixodidae.